AUGCAAGAGCAGCAACCAACUUCACCACAUUCCAUUGAUGCAAAUCAAGAACAUGUGGAGAGUCCAAGAGGAGAAGAUGAUUGGGCACUUGUAACCUUUGUUGGAGAAAAAAUCCAAGACCCAAGGUACAAGAAGGCAAUGGAGAAGGAAGCUAGGCUUGAGCAAGCUUUUCAAGCUAGAGUGCAGCGAGUACUCAUUACUCACCAAGGAGUUCCUCUCCACAGUCGCUCUAGAAUCACUCAUCCAACAAUUCGCUAUGUGCAUCGCUUCAUCUCAAGCACCUUUCAAUGCAAGCAAGAAGGCAACAAAGUCACAACUGAUGAGUUCUACAUCCUCACCACGCUAUUCAUCAAGCAUGAUCACAAGGCCAACCUUGGUCUUUUGUUUGCAAAGACACUCAUCAAUGUGAGGCAUCUAGCUAAAGACUUGGAAAACAACAAGAAGCUUUGUGUGCGAUUUGGGAGACUCAUCACAGCCAUAGUGCAACAUGUGGGAAUCACCAUUCCCAACUAUGAGCCACUACCCAACCCAAUUCCAUUGGAUCUCCAUGACCUUCAGCAAAUCCACUUCCUAAACCGUUGGACUCAAAAUCCAACCAAAUUUUGCUAUGAGUUCCCAAUUGGACCAACCAACACUUUGAUUGUCUUGCUGCCACAUGAGGACAUCCCAAGCCUACGCUCUGGUGUUGUCACUUUCCAGCCCAAGGAGGAAGACUUCUACAUCCCAUCAAGAGAGAAACCAUCACUCCCCAUCCUCACAUAUCGCACACUUCAGCGCACAGUCAAAGCUCAACGCCGCCACCAAGAACGCCAUGUUCUCAGCACUGGAAUGGCAGCGAAUCAGGCCCUAGACCGUGUGAGCAAGCUGGAGAAGAUUGUGGAGUGCCAAUCACGUUUCAUUUCACGCUUAGUUCGUGUAGUCCGCCACAUUGCACCGGAGAGACUCUUUCGCCCUUCUCUCACUGCUAGAAAACCAUAUGAGCCUGACCUUGGUGAGUUCUCACUAGACUCAGAGCUUGGUUCAGAAGGCGAUGGCCCCAUAGAAGAGGAAGAGAGUUCUUCCCACCGCCACACAUAG
Messenger RNA from Microthlaspi erraticum, 1077 nucleotides. NCBI's taxonomy places the organism in Eukaryota, Viridiplantae, Streptophyta, Magnoliopsida, Brassicales, Brassicaceae. The record is from the annotation of a GenBank genome assembly.